AUGCUAGGAGCGCCAGACAUAUCAGCACCUGCUCUUGAGUUUCCGUCGUGCGCGCAUGUUCAUCGCAAGGUGCGAUACAACCGUUGGCUAGAAGGGCCUAAAGACACUUUAAAACGAGUACGACAGCUUAUCCGCGUCAAAGCAGUUUCGAGCGAUUUAAAUACUGAGACUGCUUUCGCGUUUGGAAAUAGACAAACCGAAGAUGGGUUUUGGUUUGUGGGAAACGGAGAAGACGAAGAACCUUUGAUACUGGGCAUCACCAGUGUCGCACUAAUGCAAAUCCUAUUGGUUCUCCAGGAAAAGCAGCCAUUCUUGUUUUUCUAUCUAGAUACUACUUUUAAGCUCAGUGAUAUUGGUUAUCCAGAUAUCAUUUCUGUCGAGUUUAACAAAUGCACCAUAUCCGAGGAACGGAAGCGGGGCAAGUGGAUUAACGGUAGGUACACUGAUUACGACUUGCUUAAUUAG
Molecule: messenger RNA, 465 nt
Organism: Phytophthora nicotianae INRA-310
Lineage: Eukaryota; Oomycota; Peronosporomycetes; Peronosporales; Peronosporaceae
Exons: 1
Coding region: 1-465 (154 amino acids)
Source: RefSeq, a predicted model, not a curated record